AUGUCUUCUCCGGCGCGUUCAACGCGCUCGAGUCGCGCCUCGACACCAGCAGAUGAUAGCUCGUCGAUCGUGUCCAUGGCCUUGGAGUCGCCAGGAACCAGGAUGAGGAAGCUUAUGGCCGCUUUCGACGAAGAGUCAGACGAUGACGCCGGCGUACCUGUCAGACCAGCAACGAAGUCAACUUCCACGACACAAUCAGCAAGCACGACGCGUACCGUCAACGCGUCAAAAGAUAAUGAAGACGAGCAGAGUGAAGAGGAGGAUGAGCCAGUCUUCAAGCCUAGAGGCAGACUGGCUGCCAGGAUGGGAGGUGCAGCUCCUCCAAUCCGGGAAGAGUCGUCAUCAGAAGACGAGGAUGUCUACCAAAAGGUCAAAAGAGACCUUAUGGCCUCAAAGAGGGCUCCCUCUGCAGACAAAUCUCCCGCCAGAGUCACACACUCGAUCGAAAUGGCUCGCACCAAAACACCUCAACCCAGUCCUCCUCGUAAGAGACUCGUAGAUCGAGCCUCGACUCCGGCAGCAUCUGCCCGAUCAGAAAGUCCUGGAUUGUUCAUGUCACCGGCUCCCGAGCAGAGACGAUCCAUUGACGACAACUCGAACCACGGAAGCGACUCGGACUCUGACCUUCCUGCAGACCCAUCGGCGCCCUCUCGUCUCCGUGAUCUCGUCAACCGUCGCCGCGCCGAAAGACUGGCAAGAGAGCAGGCAGAGAAGGAAGCAGAGGAAGAACGUGCCGCUACCGGCCAGGCUCCACUGUCAGACAUGUUCAACGACGAGGAUACAAGGGAUGAAGCUACUGAGCGAAGACUCACACAGUCUGCAAGACCUACACGUAAAGCCAGUAAGAGAGCUUUGGAAGAGAUGAACAGGGAAACACAAAGAAUCAAGAGAAACAUGCAGUUGACGCAUCAGGCAAAGGUCAAGAAGAGAUUCACACCCCAAGACUUUUUGUCAGCCUUCAACCGCCCCAAGACUUCGUCUGGUCUUGCCAAUGUCACAAAUGCUGCAGAUGUUACCUCUUCCUCUCCUCCGCCAGAGCCUUUCUCGGAGACUGGUGUGGACAAGGACCGCGAUACACCACCAUCAAGCCCUCCAAGUGUUGAUGACUCUCUCAAAAUGAUCCCUGAGCAGCUCAUGGGCACAGAAACUGUCGAAGAAUCCGACGAAGAAUUGCCAACGCUCCAAGAAAUCCUGACACAACCUAGAAAGACUGUCGAUAACGGCAAAGCUCCUAUGCUCCAACCACUCAUCGAACAGAAGUCGAUACCAAUCCGCAAGGUCCGCGUCAAGAUCCCUAAACACAGCAAACUCAACAGAUCAAACGACGACGACGAUGAUGACCUCGAGAUUCUCCACGAUCCCCUCGCCAUGUUCAACCAAGUCCCAAAAACGCAGACGCCAGAAGGACGAACCAUGCUAAUGCUCCGCCACCUUGCUCAGCUCACUGGUAACGGCGACAGAAUUCGCAGCAAGAGGGGACAAAAGCCUUCGAUAUCACCUCAGCAACUCGACAUUCAGCUCCGCCAGCGCGCUCGCGAGAUCGCAAAUCAAGAACGUACUGCGAGACUCGCCGACUUGCGUGCCAAGGGUAUCGUCAUCUUGACCGAGNNGAAGAACGUGAGAGGGAGCAGAUGCAGAUUGAGGACAUGCUGGGCAAGGCAAGAGAAGAAGCCGAGAAGUUGCGCAAGCAAGAAAAGGCCACUGCCAAAGCGAACGGAGAGGACGUUGGUAUCNAGCUCUGAUGAGAGUGAGGACGAGGACUAUGUUGGCAGUGACGAAGAAGCCAAAGCCCCGGCAGAAGAGGAGGAUCAAGAAGAAGAGGAAGAGGAUAUUGAGCUCUCUGGUUCUGAAGAGGAGGACACUGUCGACCAUGACAUGAUCGAUGCCGAGGCUGGCGAAGAAGAUCAGAAAGAGCCCGAGGAGACAGAAGAACAGGCCGAAGACGAGACACCCCAAGACGAUGAACCUCAAUUGCCUAAAUCCAGAAGGACACGCAGGAAACAUGUUAUCGACGACGAUGAGGACGAAGACGAACCGGAAACUCAACAAACAUCAGGCGACGGUAUCAAUGAUGAGCUCGCCGCUGCAUUCGGCUUCGGACGAACCCCUUCCGCUCCUAUGGGCAUGUCUCAGAUGUUCGCAGGAACUAUGGACGAUACUCAAGCAUCUGGAACAGUUUCUCAGGAUCAAGAUUCCUUCGAGAUGCUUCGUCAACUUCCUCCUUCUGCUCCCAUGCCUUCGAUGCCUCUUUUCGAAGAUUCUCAGGAUGCAGUGGCUGACAGCCAAGUUGACGCUACUCAGACUCAGGCAAACGAGCCCACUCAGCAGAUGGAUCUACAGUUUCCUCAGCCCUCUACUGACUCGCCUGCAGUCAAUCGCAUGUCGCAGUUCUCUCAGAUCCCGGACCCGUCUCAGGAUGUCGGCUUCGACCCCAACGUUAUUCCUCUUGCUGACCGAGUUCGUGCUCCUUCAUCUACUGUCGAGACUGUCAUGCUCGGUGUUCCAGAGUCUCCUGUCUUUCAGCGCCGUGGCCGUCUGGUGAGACGUUCUGAGGUCGACCAGCAGGAAGAAGAAGACGAAGAAGCAGUGCCGUCUUCAGCGCCCGUUGCUGUCGAGAAGCCAUCGGAUGCAUUCAGCGUCAUGCGUCAAGCAGCGAAGAAACCCGCCCAGCCUGACUUUGACAAGCAGAAGAGUAACGCUAAGGGUAUGGUUGAUGAACAAGCCGAGGAAUCCGAAGACGAGUACCGCGGUCUUGGAGGUGCAAGUGACGACGAAGACGCUGGUUCUGGCGAUGAGGAAGACAAGCAAAUGAUUGACGAGACUGAUGUCAAGGUCAACGAACGCCAGCUCGCUGCUCUCUAUGCUGAAAAGUCCCGUGUGCAAGACGAAGCUCAGACAAGCAAGCUGUACAAGGACCUCAUGUCAGGUGCUCUUCGCCGUAAGCGUGGAAACAACGCCUUCGAGCUCGACUCAGAUGAAGAUGACCAGGUGGUCGAAAGAAGGCGCCGCAGACAACGCGAAGAAGCUCGCAAGCGCAAACUUCUGCUUCAAGAUGAGACGCUGGGUAAACUCGGCAGCAAUGACAAGAAAGAGGCCUUCCUUCGUGCAAUCGAAGACAGAGACGAAGCCGACGAUAUUGAUUUCCUGGACGGUCUUGAUGUAAAUGACGAUGCGGAAAUGGUUGACUCACAACAACAACCUUCUGCGUCUCAACCCACUGCUUCUCAAGCUGGCGGCGACGAAGAGCAGUCCAACACUCUCAAACGACCAGCCGACGCCCUCGAACCAAGCCAAUCAUCUCAACAAGCCCAACCUCUGCAAAAGAAGAAGUCCAUUGCGGCAGUAUCUUCUCUUCGCCGCUCUGGCCUCAGCGACACAUUCCGCAAACCCAAAUCUCUCGCCGAAGUCCGCGACUCGCUUUCCUUCCUGAUCGAUGACCCUUCCAACGAAGAACUAGCUUCCGAGAUUUUGUUGUCGUCAGACGAAGAAAGAGAAGUCCGCGCCGUAUCCUCUGAACCCAGAGCCCCUGCAUCCGCCCGCAGAGUCCCCGCCAAAGACUCCAUCAUCGACCGCCUGACACUCAAGAAACAAGCUUCUUCCUCCAUCGCCGAGACCGCAGACGCAAACCUCGCAUUCUCGUCCUUGUCCCAACAAGCCAAGGGAAGUUUCUCCUUUAAGCCUGCUAGUUUGCUCAGAAAGGCCACCGUCAACAAUUCUUCGAUUGGUGGGGACAGAGCUCCUCCUAGUCUCAACAGGGAAGGCAGUAGUGGGAUCAGAAAUGGAGGUAGCAAGAAGAGCAGUAUCAAUUAUCAGGCCAGAGAGGCGGAGAGGCAGGAGAUUGUGCAAAAAGCGGCCAAGAGGAGAGAGGAGAAUGUCAGGAAGAUUGCUGGGUUGAGACGUAAGGCUGGAGGUGCACUUGGAGCAUUGGGUAGUGUGGGUGGUGGAUUUGAGUGA
This is a messenger RNA of Aureobasidium uvarum, 3954 nucleotides long. NCBI's taxonomy places the organism in Eukaryota, Fungi, Ascomycota, Dothideomycetes, Dothideales, Saccotheciaceae. The record is from the annotation of a GenBank genome assembly.